AUGACCCAAUCGACGACCCCAUUCACUAACCCUUUUCCUUCGUCUCCGUCAUCGGAUCCACCAGAUCCUAACGUCAAUCAGAUGGAAGAAGAUAUCCCCCAUAAACCUUCAUAUAAGGAAGUUGUAACUGACCAAUCUCAAGAACGCUCAACUUGCUAUGAAGAGGACUUCACUACUGAGUCGGAGAAAACGACGAAUGUGGAUACAAAAACAUCCAUAUCCCUCUCAAAGGAAGAAAAACAUAGAAUUUACUCUCCAUGGAAGCACUCAGUAAUCAUCAAGUGUGUGGGGAAGAAGUUUAACCAUAACUAUCUCAAAAUCAAGCUUACAGAUCUCUGGAAGUUUGUAGAGAAAUUAACACAAAUCGACCUUGGGGAUGAGUUUUUUACAGUGAAAUUAGGACUCGAGGAAAGUCAAAAGAAAAUCCUUCAUCUAGGUCCUUGGUUCGUAGCAGGAUCCUAUAUAUCCACUAGAAAAUGGGAGUCAAAUUUUGUUCCCUACCUAUCGAAAAUCCCAUUUACUGCGAUCUGGAUAAGACUCCCAUUCCUACCAAUAGAGUUCUAUGAUAGAUCGAUACAUGAAAGGAUUGGGAAGCAAAUUAGCAGCCUGUUAAAGAUUAAUACUUGUACAUAUGCAACUCUUAGGGGUAGGUUUGCACGGAUCUGUGUCCAAAUCCCAUUGGACACCCCAGUAUGCACCUCUAUCCUCAUUGGUACACAUUCACAACCGAUCUACUACGAGGGCGAAGGAAUAUUGUGUACGGGAUGUGGUCGAUUGGGGCAUGUGUUAAGGCACUGCGACUUCAAAGUCAAGGAAAAUCCUCAAGAAGAGCAACCCAAAGCAGAAGAACAGACCUUCAAAGAAUCUGCUUAA
Messenger RNA from Capsicum annuum, 873 nucleotides. RefSeq lists its product as uncharacterized. Gene Ontology annotation, molecular function: zinc ion binding; nucleic acid binding. NCBI's taxonomy places the organism in Eukaryota, Viridiplantae, Streptophyta, Magnoliopsida, Solanales, Solanaceae. Bases 1 to 873 code for a protein of 290 amino acids. The record is from RefSeq and is a predicted model, not a curated record. The transcript has a single exon.